AUAAGUAUAGGCUCAGAAAGUUUUAUUAAUAUAUUUUUUAAAUGUAUGGAUAAUAAUAGAGAUGUUCUAUAUCAAUUUUAUAGACCAUAUUCAACUAUUGUAUGGAAUGGAAAUGCCUUUCUUGGUCUAUCUUACGCAGAAUUUGUUAAAGAACUUCCUAUUAGUCACCAUGAAGUUCAAAGUUUUGAUUGUCAUCCUAUUAUUUCAAGUAUGAAUCAAGAUGGUACAUGUAGUAUUGUACUAGUUGUAUCUGGAUCUGUUCGGUAUGGAAAUGAGCAACAAUUAAGAGGAUUUUCUGAUACAUUUAUUUUAAAAUCAGAUUUAGAAAAACCAGGAAUUUAUUAUAUAGCAAGUCAUUGUUUUCGACAAGUUGUUUAAGCUUUUAUUAUAUUUAUUAAUUCUUUUUUGGUUUUUUAUAUGGU
Messenger RNA from Pneumocystis carinii B80, 422 nucleotides. RefSeq lists its product as hypothetical. NCBI's taxonomy places the organism in Eukaryota, Fungi, Ascomycota, Pneumocystomycetes, Pneumocystales, Pneumocystaceae. Gene Ontology annotation, biological process: protein import into nucleus. The record is from RefSeq and is a predicted model, not a curated record. Gene Ontology annotation, cellular component: nuclear pore central transport channel. The coding region runs from base 46 to 378 and encodes 110 amino acids. The transcript is spliced from 3 exons.